AAUCCAAAAGAUUUAAACCUAAAAACGGUAUCUAAUAGAUUAAGAUGGUAGUCGAGAGUUGAAACAAAGCACAAAAUGCACAGUUACGGACAAGGGAACGUCAGCUAGAGGGAGGUCUGCCACGUCCAGCCUUACGGAGAUUUUAACCUCCAGAGGCAGUCAUGUCCAACCAAGCUGGAGAUCCCGGGUCCUCAAUACCUGUUGGCCAUCAGUAUGGAGAUGCCAGCAACUUUUUUGAUCAGUUGUCACCAGCUCCACAAGAUAUCACCCAGCAAGGGAUACCAUCACAACCAAUUGUGACAGGCACAACAGGUGCCAUAGUCACCCCUCAUCCUGAGUUGACAAUCCCCAAUAGUAUUACUUUGAAUCAGGUACCUCCAAACCUCUCAAAUACUAACUUAUUACUGAAUGAGGAAUCUGUUGAUACUGCAAGUGAGUCGCUCACUCAGAAUCAAGAAGCUAUGAAAGAAUCUGAAAGUCCAGCAUUAUCUGACCAAUCAGCUUCAGUCACAAGUCUGCCAGUAUCUUCACAGCAAGUGGCCCCUGUGAUGUACCCUCCAUGCCAGGAUGUUUCUCCUCAGAAUAUGCCUGAUUCACAAACUACCAUUCCAUUAACUCCUCAAUCUAACUUGCCAACCAAUGAAUCCUUGUUUGUUCCUCAAGCUCCUACACCUGAGACCCCACAGAAUGCUUCAUCAUCCCAGUCACUGCCAACACAGCUCACUCCAGUUCAGUCAGCAAUGAUGAUGAGCAUGUCAACAUCAAUGAUGGCUGCUGCUGCCACAUCUCCUAAUACCAGUGUGGACGUGGAAGCAACUACUGUAAAGUUUCAGCAAGCCAGUCUCAACAAUGAUGUAUAUCCAAACACUCAGCCAUUAGAAUCAUGUAUAGCAAAACCAGGUACAGUUGCUAUUGACAAUGUAUCAGUUUCAAAUCCUACAUCAGCUGGGAUUUCUACAUCAACAGCAGCUAAUGACCAAAAAUGUGAGACAACAAACAUCAAGUCCCAAAUAAGCUUAGGUUUAACACAAGCAUCAUUACCCAUUAGACCCAAACAGAAUGAAUCUAAACUACAUAAAUACUUCAGCACCAGUAAGGCAUCUAAUCCCUUUGAAACUAUUGGGGCUAAGAUAUCAGGGAGUUGCAAUGACUCGACAAUGAUAAAUCCAGUUUAUAUGUCACCAACAGAUAGUUUCAACAUCAGCAAUGCCAUUCCAUCUCCAGACUCUUUUCUGACUCCAGCCACAGAACAAGAUGUGUUUACUGCCAGCCUUCUCUCUAGUGAUGCUGAUAGAAGACAUGAUGCCUGGAUCCCUCAGGAAGCCACUCGUCAAGCCUUAAUAGCUAUGUCCUCAAGUCCUCCUGGCACAUAUUUUCCAGAGAAAGAGUUGCUCACCAUGCCAGGAAUAGCUGUGAAGGAAGAUUUUGGAGAUCCAGUUAAAAAUCUAGUUAGAACUUACCUUGGAGAAGAAAUGUCUUCUAAACGAGUGGUGUUGACAGCAGCCUCAGUGACUCAGGAUGACAGAGGGCUGAGACAGUUGAUAGCAGCUGGGUGUUACCAUGCAGCAGUCAAUCUGACAACACAACUCUUGACGGUAUAUGGCCAGGGAGAGGGCAGAGCGGGCCACCCAAGCAAACACACAGCACAUUCUAUACAGCUCUGGUUUACAAGAAUAGCUCUGCUCGUCAAGCUUCGCAGAUUUUCUUUGGCAGAAGUAGAAUGUCAGUAUUUUAAUGACCUUGAUGCCCCAGACUUGUACUUUGAGUUCUACCCUGAACUCUAUGGAGGCCGAAAAGGAUCCAUGGUGCCAUUUGGGUUUAGAUUACUGGUGGCAGAACUUCCUCAGCACUUAGGGAAGCACACACAGGCACUUGAUCGUCUUAAUGCUCUGCUGAGGACGUGCAAUCAAAUAAUAAAGAAUCUUAAUAAUGGUCUCAGUGAAGAUGGCAGCAACCUUGAGAUGACCAAUAACAUGCGUGAUGACUCUCUCAAGUUGUGGAGGACCCGAAGGCACCGGGUCAUGUACUCCAUCACAAAUUGUGCAGUUAGCUUGAAAGAUUUUCGCUUGGCUGGGAGUCUCAUUGAGCGCUUAAUUCAGGAGGAUCCAAACUCAGCUGCUGGACUGUAUUCUGCCUUAGGACGAUUAUGCCUCCAGCUCGGUGAUGUAACAGCAGCCCAGGAAACAUUUAACCAGUAUUUUGAGCACAGUUUACCACCUCCUCAUCAUGACCCUGUUCAGGGUCUUCUCCAUUCUGCCUAUGUAUCAAUAGCACAGAAUGCCUUCAAAGAUGCAGCUGAAAUCCUACAACAAGCACACAAGAUUAAUCCUAGCAAUGGACUGGUUAUCAACAACUAUGGUGUGUGUCUAAUGUACACUGGCCGAGUGAGUGAGGCCAUUGCACUUGUGGAGGGUGCAGUCUUCUCACAGCCGGAACGCUUCCUUCAUGAGGCUAUUGUUCUAAAUUUGGCCACAAUGUAUGAACUGGAAUCAUCCAAUGCUCACCAGAAAAAACUUAAGAUCCUUUCUUUAAUCGCCCAACACAAAGGGGAUUCUUUCAAUGUAGCAGCACUCAAACUUCAACCUCAGUGAAUAUUUGCACUCUUUAAGGCUUAACUAAUAAAGCUGCUCCUCAUGUAAGUGUGUGCAUCAAGAAAAUUAUAAAAUUACAAAAUUAUAUUCAUAAAAGCUUCAGUUUUGUAUACCAAGACUGUAUCUGUGGACUAAAUUUCAACUUUGUAUGCCAAGACAACUUUUACUUACAAGUGAAAUGUAGUAUAUAUUUUAUAAGUCAUCACUGUAUCAUAUUAUAUUCAAGAAGUGCUAUUAAAUAAUUAUUUUUUAGAUUAUUGUACAUAAUUACUUCUUAAUAAUAAUACUUCUUCCCCACAAUAAA
Messenger RNA from Scylla paramamosain (green mud crab), 2895 nucleotides. Its product is annotated as trafficking protein particle complex subunit 12-like. The record is from RefSeq and is a predicted model, not a curated record. Gene Ontology annotation, cellular component: TRAPP complex; Golgi apparatus. The transcript has 9 exons. Gene Ontology annotation, molecular function: protein binding. The coding region runs from base 162 to 2591 and encodes 809 amino acids. Lineage: Eukaryota; Metazoa; Arthropoda; Malacostraca; Decapoda; Portunidae.